CAUCGUUGUUUGCCAACUACUUAAAACCUUCGAACUACCACGAAAGACUUGUAGCAUUAUUAGCUUGUUGUUUUUUUUUUAAAAUGAGGUAAUUAUGUGAGUCUCUGUAAUAAUUUAGUCACUGAGAGAGUUGAUCAGCAAGCGACUAUCUCCUGCUGCUGCUGCUGCUUGAGGAAUAUGCAGACCGAACAAGGACGUGAUCGGUCGUCAGCGCUGCUGGCUGGAUGUGAGCUGGAAACCACAAACCUGCUCAGAAUGGCCUGCCCAGAACCCCCACAGCAACAUGGCUGGGUAACAGAGGAGAGUCCGACUGACCAGCAGCUCUGUAACCGGGGCACAGCCUCCAGUUUGGACCACGAAGAACCAGAACCUUUACUGAUUAAAGUGGAGCAGGAUGAGGCAGAUCCGUUACAGUUUCUAGAACAAGAGGAGUUCUGCAGCAGUCAGGAUGAAGAGCAGUUUGUGCUGAAGCAGGAGGCUGUUAUCUCCCUCGUGACUCCUACUGAUGAGGAAAGAAACCACAUCGAACCAGAACCAAACAGAAACCAGCUCCUUUUCUCAAUGUUUCCUGGGGCUGAGAUCCGACAACAGAAAGCAAGCAGAAAUGAAAAGGUGGAGCAAAGUCAGGGAAGUCCACAAACCAGAGAUCACAGAGAAGAUGUAGACCUUUCAGAACUACAGAGGCGCAGAAAAACUCACUCAGCCUGUCCAGAACCCCCACAGCAUCACGUGAGGGUAAAUGAGGAGGAUGUGACUGACCAGCAGCGCUGUAAUCAGGAGACAACCUCCAAUUUGGACCAGGAGGAACCAGAACAUCCACUGAUCAAAGAGGAACCGGAGGAACACUGCAUCAGUCAGCAUGAAGAGUUGUCCAUUCUGAAGCAGGAAAAGUCUACCUUCAUGGGGACUUUUUCUGAAGAAUCAGACUGCUGGGAACCAGAACCAAACAGGAACCAACCCUUGUGUCAGGGUUCUACUGAAGCCGAGAACCAAGCUCAGGAUGGAUGCAGCAAUGAAAACUCAAAAUCAAACGGCGAUGAAGAACUAAAACAAAAUAAAAGAUGUAAAAAAAACAAAGAUCAGAGAGGUGAGAGGUCAUUUUCAUGUGAAAUCUGUGGAAAAUGCUUCUCUUUGGCUAGUAAAUUGGCUGUUCACAUGAGAAGUCACACAGGUGAAAAGCCCUAUCCAUGUGAAACGUGUGGUAAAUGUUUCUCUCAGAGUGGUCACUUGGGUAUUCACAUGAGAACUCACACAGGUGAAAAGCCAUAUUCAUGUGAAACGUGUGGUAGAUGUUUCUCUCGGAGUAGUGAGUUAACAUUUCACAUAAGAACUCACACGGGUGAGAAACCGUAUCCAUGUGAGGUUUGUGGUAAAUGUUUCUCCCAGAGUAGUAAACUGACAGAUCACAUGAGAACUCACACAGGUGAGAAGCCCUACCCAUGUGAUUUUUGUGGUAAAUGUUUCUCUCGAAGUGGUCAAUUGACUGUUCACCUGAGAACUCACACAGGUGAGAAGCCAUAUCCAUGUGAAACGUGCGGCAGGUGUUUUGCUCAGAGAGGUUCCUUGACCAAACACAUGACGACUCACAAAGACGAGAAGUCUUUUCUAUGUUUGAUCUGUGGAAAGAGAUUCAGCCAGUUAUCAUCUUUUACUUCGCACAUGAAGCUUCACAUUUAAGAAUUUAUUCAUGAAAUGUUUUGGUAGAUUGGUGCUGCGUCUGCAGAGAUGCGGGCGUUGUACCGGUCUGUUGUGGUGAAAACAGCUGAGCCGGAAGGCAAAGCUCUCAAUUUACCGGCUGAUCUACAAUCCUACCCUCACCUAUGGUCACGAGCUUUGGGCAGUGACCGAAAGAACGAGAUCACAGAUACAAGCGGCCAAAAUGAGCUUUCUCCACAGGGUGGCUGGGCCCUCCCUUACAGAUAGGGUGAGAAGCUCGAUCAUGCGGGUGGGGCUUGGAAUAGACCCGCUCCUCCUCCACGUCAAGAGGAGCCAGUUGAGGUGGCUCAGGCAUCUGAUUAGGAUGCCUUCCUGAUGAGGUUUUCUGGGCACGUCCAAUCAUAAGAACCCAGGACACGUUAGAGGGACUGCGUCCCUCAGCUGGCCAGGGAACGCCUUGGGAUUCCCCCAGAGGAGCUGGCCCAAGUAGCUGGGGAACGUCUGGGCCUCCCUGCGUAGGCAACUCAACACAUGAGAGUUCACACAGCUAAGAAGAUGUAAACAUUCUCAGACAAUGGGAAGGAAUGAAACUCAGUUGAAAAUAUUUUGUAAUUCAUCAUCAUAAAACUGUCCCGGAACAGUUAAGUCUGAAAAAGACAAAAACAAAUUUGCUGCUGUUUGUCGUAAAGUCAGUCAUCCACCCAGGUUGGGUUGCAGGAGUAGCAGCCUUAGCAGAGAGGCCCAGACUUUCCUCUCCCCAGCCACUUGGGCCAGCUCUUCUGGGGGAAUCCUAAGGUGUUCCCAGGCCAGGUGAGAAACAUAGUCCCUCUAGCAUUCCCUGGGUUUUCCUUUAAGUCUCCUCCUGGUUGGACAUGUCCAAAACACUUCACAAUAAAUCUGUGUAGGAGGCAUCUGAACCAGAUUCCCAAUUCACAUGAAUUGGCUCCAUUCAAUGUGGCGGAACAGCAGAUCUACUUUUGGCCCUCUCCUGAAUGACUGAGCUUCUCAUCCUAUCUCUAAUGGGCCAUUCCCAUCUGUACUGGGUCGGCCCGGGCCGGGUAGCGUAGGUUGUUUACAUAUCUGGGUGGCCUGGUAUUUUUCCGGGCCAACCAAGGCUCAUUCUCAGCCCUCUUCUCGAGGGGGUCCGCUUCAGGCCGACCAGGGCCAACACACCCACUGCUGACAGCAAAUUCACACCUUCCAUUAGAGCAAGCCUCUGAUUGGUGGGUAGAAUCAGCCCACAUAGGCUUAAGGCAAGGAUGUGUGGAGUCAACCGGGCCAGCCCGGGCCGACCCGGUACAGAUGGGAAUGGCCCGUUAGAGAGAGCCCAGCCACCCUCCGGAGAAAACUCUGUUUGGCAGCUUGUAUCAGCAAUCUGGUUCUUCUGGUCGCUACCCCAAAGCUUAGGACCACAAAUGGGUGUUAGAAUGUAGACUGAGCACAUCCUGUUGCUUAACCUAGACCUGAUCAACUGCAGCAACCCCAGAUCAUAGCACUGCCCCCACAGGCUUGUACAGUAGGCACUAAGCCUGAUGGGUGCAUCACAUCAUCUGCUUCUUUUCUUACCCUGAUGCACCAUCACUCUGGAACAGGGUCCAUCUGGACUCAUCAGACCAGUUUUUAAUAAAGUGUUGGACAGUUCUUAA
Nothobranchius furzeri (turquoise killifish) is the source of this 3302-nucleotide messenger RNA. Its product is annotated as zinc finger protein 91. Gene Ontology annotation, biological process: regulation of transcription by RNA polymerase II. Gene Ontology annotation, molecular function: DNA-binding transcription factor activity, RNA polymerase II-specific; RNA polymerase II cis-regulatory region sequence-specific DNA binding. Lineage: Eukaryota; Metazoa; Chordata; Actinopteri; Cyprinodontiformes; Nothobranchiidae. The record is from RefSeq and is a predicted model, not a curated record.